GUUAUGCUAUAUGUUUAGCAGCUGCAUUCUUCCUUGACAUUGCAAUUUAUUCCCAAUUCAUGUUGACAGAUUUACAAGUGUAUUCAAUUUAGAUCAGAACUCACAAUGGCAGAUCCCAACACUCGACUCCCUCUUAAUCGCCAAUCAGUUCUCGAUGCUCACGAACUUAUUAAACCGCAUAUUCAUUAUACCCCAGUUCUCACAAAUAAGACAAUUGAUGAUAUAGCGAGCACACCACAGACUGCGGAUGCAUUGAAGGGAACAGAGUGGGAAGGAAAGGAACCUGCGAAGCCAAAAAUUAGACUAUGGUUUAAAUGUGAGAAUCUACAGAGAGUGGGCGCAUUCAAAGUUAGAGGGGCCUUUCAUGCAUUGAAGAGGUUAGAGGAGGCAGAAGGAGGGGUCGAAGCUGGACAUGGAGAGGGAGGUUGGAGACAGAAGGGUGUGGUAACACAUAGUAGUGGAAACCACGCACAAGCACUCGCACUCGCAGCCCGUGAACUCGGCAUCCCAGCUCACAUCGUCAUGCCCACUAUCUCGACCCCCUCCAAAAUCGCAGCGACGAAAGGUUAUGGCGCAAAUGUUAGAUUCAGCGGGUCGACAUCGGUAGAGCGCGAAGCAAUGGUUGAAGAAGUCAUCAAGGAAACGGGCGCAAGACUUGUGCCGCCAUAUGAUCAUCCGGAUAUUAUGGCUGGGCAAGGAACCUUGGGUUUGGAAUUGGCGGAACAGGUUAGACAGUUGCAAAGUGAGAAGGGGAUGGGCGGUCAAGAUUCCCAAGGCGUAAAGGGCUUAGAUGCGAUUAUCACUCCUUGCGGAGGUGGGGGUAUGUUAUCAGGUGUUGCGCUUUCGUGCGAGGGAACAGGAAUCCGCGUUUUUGGCGCGGAACCAGAGUUUCAGGGGGCGGAUGAUGGGCGUCGUGGGUUUGAACAGGGGAAGCGAAUUGAAAGCGUGAAGAGUCUCACGAUUGCGGAUGGAUUGCGUACCCCGGUGGGGAAGAUUCCGUGGAGUGUUAUUUUUGAGAGGGGGUUGGUGCAGGGGAUGUUUGCUGUGACGGAGGAACAGAUUCGGAAGGCGAUGCGGUUGGUGGUUGAGAGGAUGAAGGUUGUGGUCGAACCGAGUGCGUGUGUGGGGCUUGCGGCGGUGCUUUUUCAUGAGGGGUUUAGAACGUGGUUGGAGGGGGAGGGGGGGGAGAGCGGAUGCGAUGUUGGAGUUGUUUUUAGUGGGGGGAAUGUGGGGGUUGAGGCGUUGGGGAGGUUGUUUGGGGAGGGGGUUAAUGGGGAGGAGGGGGAGAGGGCGGAGGGGAAGUUGGGGAGUGAUGGUGUGAGGGUUGCGGAGAAUGUGGCGGGUUAGAUUUACAUUUAGAUUUCUUAGGGGAGGGGGUGGGGGUUGGAAAAAUUUUAUUGUUAUUGUUAUUAUUAGCAUCAUCAGGUGAUUCGCAUUUGGGCGUAGAUGCACUGCGGUGAAUUGUGAGUCGAUAUCAUAUAGGACAGGCAUAGUACAUACAUAUAUCGUAGAAGACGUUCUCCGGAAAUAAAAUCCCCUA
Molecule: messenger RNA, 1540 nt
Organism: Botrytis cinerea B05.10
Lineage: Eukaryota; Fungi; Ascomycota; Leotiomycetes; Helotiales; Sclerotiniaceae
Exons: 2
Coding region: 106-1347 (413 amino acids)
Biological process (GO): pyruvate biosynthetic process; L-serine metabolic process; D-serine biosynthetic process
Molecular function (GO): D-serine ammonia-lyase activity; threonine racemase activity; ATP binding
Source: RefSeq, a predicted model, not a curated record